AUGGUCGUCAACAAUCCCAACGCCUCUCAGCAGGAGCUGUCCGGCAAGGUCGCCCUCGUCACGGGCGGCAGUCGAGGCAUCGGAUCGGGCAUUGUGCUCGAGCUGGCAAAGAAAGGAGCCUCCGUGGCCAUCAAUUAUGCUAGCAACCCCACCGCCGCGGACAAGAUGGUCAAUGACGUCCAGGCCCUGGGCGUCCACGCCGCUGCCUUCCAGGCCAACUUGACUCAGGUGGACGCGAUUGAGAACCUCUUCCGCGAGGUCGUGACACAUUUCGGCCAGCUGGACAUUGUAGUGUCUAACUCGGGCACGGAAAAGUUCGUCUCGCUCGCUGACACCACGCUGGACGACUUCAACGCCGUCUUCGAUCUCAACACGCGGGCCCAGUUCUUCGUGGCCAAGUACGCGUAUGACUACAUCCAGCCUGGAGGUCGCGUCGUCCUGAUGUCGUCCAUUGCCGCCGGCGUGGGAGUGCCCGGCCACUCGCUCUACGCGGGCAGUAAGAGUGCUAUCGAGGGCUUCACGCGCUGCUUCGCGGCGGAUUUCGGCAAGAAGCGAUGCACGGUGAAUGCGAUCGCCCCAGCCGGGAUCAAGAGCGACAUGUGGCUGAGCAACUCGUGGCGUUAUGCACCUGGCUGCAACCAGGAGUCGUCGAUCGAGGAGAUCGAGGCGGCAUUGGCCAACGGAAGCCCCCUGAAACGGUGCGGCGUGCCUGCCGACAUUGGACGCAUCGUGGCAUUCCUGUCCAGCCCGGCGGGAGAAUGGAUCAACGGUCAAAUCCUGCCGUGUAACGGAGGCGCCAACAUUUAA
Messenger RNA from Penicillium argentinense, 807 nucleotides. It is a transcript of the gene arp2, whose product is annotated as hydroxynaphthalene reductase arp2. The transcript has 2 exons. Bases 1 to 807 code for a protein of 268 amino acids. Lineage: Eukaryota; Fungi; Ascomycota; Eurotiomycetes; Eurotiales; Aspergillaceae. Gene Ontology annotation, molecular function: oxidoreductase activity. The record is from RefSeq and is a predicted model, not a curated record.